AUGACGGAUAUAAAUAGUUUAUUUGAUUGCUUCGAAGAACCAGCUUUAAAUGAAGCCGCCACCAAAUUACCAAAUGUUAAAAGUGAAGAAGAAACGCCAGCAACCAAGACGGAAGAUGUUAAAAAAGAACAAAGUAUAGAAGCGUCGCCUAGUAAUAAGCGUCCCCAUGAAGAAGUUCAGUAUGCAGACACUUCUAAGAAGCUCAGACAAGAAGAGGAAGACGAUUCCGAUAUUAUAAGUGACAUUAAUCUCAACAAUCUUGGUGCAAGGAUACUUAUACACACUCUUGAUACACAUGAAGGCUGUACACAUGAAGUGGCGAUACCCCCUAAUCAAGAAUAUGCACAACUAAUGCCGAUUACAUCAGAACCAGCUAAGCAAUACAGUUUUAUCCUGGAUCCGUUCCAAAAGGAAGCUAUCAUGUGCAUUGACAACUUACAAUCAGUACUUGUAUCAGCUCAUACAUCUGCCGGAAAGACUGUUGUUGCAGAGUAUGCAAUAGCACUAUCACUAAAAAACAAACAGAGGGUAAUUUACACAACACCUAUCAAGGCUCUCUCUAAUCAGAAGUACAGGGAAUUCUCGGAAGAGUUUCAUGAUGUGGGUUUGAUUACUGGUGACGUUACUAUCAAUCCAUCUGCUUCAUGUUUGAUAAUGACAACUGAGAUUCUAAGAAAUAUGUUAUACAGAGGUUCAGAGAUUAUGAGAGAAGUUGGUUGGGUUGUGUUUGAUGAGAUCCAUUAUAUGAGGGACAAGGAAAGAGGUGUUGUGUGGGAAGAAACACUGAUCUUGCUACCCGACAAUCCGUGUCAUGUUAUAUACACUGAAUACAGACCCACACCUCUCCAGCAUUAUAUAUUCCCCGCCAGUGGAGAUGGAAUUCAUCUUGUAGUGGAUGAAAAGGGUCAAUUCAAAGAGGAUAACUUCAAUACAGCUAUGACGGUCUUGAGUAACGCGGGCGGAGCGUCUUCGGGGGGCUGA
Messenger RNA from Danaus chrysippus (African queen), 981 nucleotides. Lineage: Eukaryota; Metazoa; Arthropoda; Insecta; Lepidoptera; Nymphalidae. The record is from the annotation of a GenBank genome assembly.